AUGCAGUCCGUCGUGCGCCAGCGCCUGACCUCCCGCUCCGCCGCCCGCUCGGGCUCGCUGCUGCGCCGCGCGGCGUCCGCCAAGGCGGCGGCGCCCGAGCCCGUGUUCGAGAAGCGCGACGGCUCCAAGGGCGAGAUCAACAGCGCGCGCGCGUUCAUCGACUUCAAGCGCCAGGCGGACCCGUACCGCGACGUGAGCGAGCGCGUGCACGACUGGAACGAGAUCAACUCGGGCACGCGCGACCCCACCGAGCGCAAGAUCCAGGCCGCGCGCUGCAUGGACUGCGGCACGCCCUUCUGCCAGACCAACACGGGCUGCCCCGUGAACAACCUCAUCCCCGAGUGGAACGAGCUCGUGUACCGCGACGAGUGGAAGGAGGCCAUCGACCGCCUGCACAAGACCAACAACUUCCCCGAGUUCACGGGCCGCGUGUGCCCCGCGCCCUGCGAAGCCGCGUGCGUCGCCGGCCUCGUGGACGACCCCAUCACCAUCAAGAACACCGAGUACGCCAUCGUGGACCGCGCCUUCGAGGAGGGCUGGAUCGUGCCCCGCAUCCCGCGCCGCAACGGCCUGCGUGUGGCCGUCGUGGGCUCGGGCCCCGCCGGCCUCGCCACCGCCGACCAGCUCAACCAGAAGGGCUACCACGUGACGGUGUACGAGCGUGAGGACCGCAUCGGCGGCCUGCUCAUGUACGGCAUCCCCAACAUGAAGCUGGAGAAGAAGACGGUGAACCGCCGCGUGGACCUGCUGCGCGAGGAGGGCAUCGAGUUCGUCACGAACGCCGAGAUCGGCGUCUCCAUGCCCGUGGAGAAGCUCCAGGCCGAGAACGACGCCGUCGUCCUGGCUCUGGGCUCCACCGUCCCGCGCGACGUGGACAUCCCCGGCCGCCACCUCAAGGGCGUCCACUUUGCCAUGGAGUUCCUCACCAAGAACCAGAAGCGCCUCCUGCUGACGGUGGACGGCAAGCUCCAGAGCGGCUGGGACCGCAACUUCGUCACGGCCGAGGGCAGGGACGUCGUGGUCAUCGGCGGCGGUGACACGGGCACGGACUGCAUCGCUACGUCCAUGCGCCAGCGCUGCAAGUCGGUCGUGAACCUGGAGCACAACCCGCAGCCCCCGGCUCAGCGCGCGCCGCACAACCCGUGGCCCGAGUACCCGCGCAUCUACGGCGUCGACUACGGCCACGCCGAGGUGCGCUCCGUGUUCGGCGAGGACCCGCGCAAGUACGCGCGCGUCACGAAGGCGUUCAAGGGCAACGACAAGGACGAGAUCACGCACGUGGUCACGGUCAUGGGCGAGAAGGACCCCAAGACCAACUUCAUCACCGAGAUCCCCAACACGGAGGAGGAGAUCCCGUGCGACCUGGUGCUGUUCGCCAUGGGCUUCGUGCACCCCGAGCAGAAGAUCGCGGAGUCUCUGGGUCUCGAAGUGGACCAGCGCCGCAACAUCCGCGCUGCCUACGGCGACUACCAGACGUCGGUGGAGGGCGUCUUCGCCGCUGGUGAUUGCCGUCGUGGCCAGUCUCUGGUGGUGUGGGCCAUCAACGAGGGCCGCGGCGUCGCGGACGCUGUGGAGAAGUACUUCCUGCAGGAGGGUUUCCAGCCGGAGGUCUCCCAGAACCAGCGCUUUGGCUAAGUCGUGCCUCAGACGAGAGUAUGUACCGGUAGACCUGCAUCGAUGCCCUAUGAAGGCGCCCCCUGCACCCGACGUCACGGCGCCUAGCCUAGCUGGAAGGAAGCAGCAGAGACCGCCUCGCGCAGCGAGCAGAGCGAUGUAAAGAUGAGGGAUAAUUAUUCUAAUACACGGAGAGGUGAAUCCGCUG
Phytophthora sojae is the source of this 1822-nucleotide messenger RNA. RefSeq lists its product as hypothetical. NCBI's taxonomy places the organism in Eukaryota, Oomycota, Peronosporomycetes, Peronosporales, Peronosporaceae. The record is from RefSeq and is a predicted model, not a curated record. The coding region runs from base 1 to 1635 and encodes 544 amino acids. Gene Ontology annotation, molecular function: iron-sulfur cluster binding; oxidoreductase activity, acting on the CH-NH2 group of donors, NAD or NADP as acceptor. The transcript has a single exon.